This is a messenger RNA of Bipolaris oryzae ATCC 44560, 642 nucleotides long. RefSeq lists its product as uncharacterized. The coding region runs from base 1 to 642 and encodes 213 amino acids. NCBI's taxonomy places the organism in Eukaryota, Fungi, Ascomycota, Dothideomycetes, Pleosporales, Pleosporaceae. The transcript has 4 exons. The record is from RefSeq and is a predicted model, not a curated record.
AUGCAACACCAUCGACCCACUCUUUCACCAGUCCCCGACGUGGGACGCAUGCCAUCAGCACCACCACGCUUUUCUGCUCAAUCACCAGCUCCAGAUUUCAUCAUCCUUGUCAACUUCCUGGCGCCGUUCAGCAAUGACUACGCACUGGCAAAGUUAUCAGGUCGUCAGAAAGACGACUACCUCCAGAUGUAUCCAGCCAUUGUAUCCCGGAUGAAGAAACAACCGCGGUAUCCUAUCAGGUUCAUGCAGAUGAAUCCAGAUCAGUCCAUGUACCAGUCACAACAGCGCGGCGUUGCAGGGCAGCCAGGGGAGAUGACGGAUGUCAAGAGACUAGAGAUUAUCGACUUUUGCGAUGCGGCAAGCGAAUGGGGCUCCAGCGUUCCUAUACCAUCGCGCGAGGCGGAACGAAUAAUCGAGCUAGCUGAUCAAAGGCGCAUCGCAGAUCUUGAGCGUUCACAAAAGCGCGGAGAGGAGCAAUUGGGAAAUUCAGGGCAUUCUCGCUUCGAGUCUACAAGCUUCUCACCUGAAGAAUGCACACAAUAUAUAAACAACAGUUCGCGGAGAGGCGACGAAUCCUCAAGGCGAGAGGAAGCAAGAACGAACGUAGAGGCUAGAAGGGACCGGCAUGAGCGAAGACGAUAA